CGAAGAAACAUUGUUCCUUGCAUUGAGACUCUUACUCUGUGUAGAAAAUAUAAGCGAUAGAAGAGAAUGGAAGAGGCAAUUCCUUAUGAAGAGGACGACGCACUCGAUUCUAAGGAGAACGUUCUACAGAAGUACUUUUUACUAGAGUGGAAACUUGUCAAGUCUCUCCUCGACGACAUUGUUUCAAAUGGUCGUGUUUCCGACCCCUCUUCCGUUCACAAGAUCCGAUCCAUUAUGGACAAGUAUCAAGAACAGGGUCAGCUAUUAGAGCCUUAUUUGGAGAGCAUUGUUUCUCCUUUGAUGUUCAUUGUCCGUUCUAAAACAAUUGAAUUGGGUGUAUUUUCGGAUGAAAUCCUUGAAGUUAUUAAGCCAAUAUGCAUUAUUAUAUACUCUCUGGUUACGGUUUGUGGAUAUAAGGCUGUCAUCAAGUUCUUCCCACAUCAAGUUUCUGAUUUAGAACUUGCCGUUUCUCUCUUGGAGAAGUGUCAUGACACAACUUCAGUAACAUCUCUGCGACAAGAAAGUACUGGAGAGAUGGAGGCAAAGUGUGUCAUACUUUUAUGGCUUUCUAUUCUCGUAUUGGUUCCAUUUGAUAUCUCCACUGUUGAUACUAGUAUUGCAAACAAUGAUGAUCUUGGUAAAAAUCAGCCAGCUCCUCUGGUAUUGAGAAUCUUAGGGUUCUGUAAGGAUUACCUUUCAAAUGCCGGUCCUAUGCGCACUAUAGCUGGAUUGCUACUCUCGAAGCUUUUAACACGUCCGGAUAUGCCAACUGCCUUUGCCAGCUUUGUCGAAUGGACACAUGAAGUCUUAUCUUCUGACACAGAUUAUGUCAUGAGUCACUUUCGGUUGCUUGGUGUUUUGGAGGCGCUAGCUGCUGUUUUCAAGGCUGGUAGCCGAAAAGCGCUGCUGGAUGUGGUUCCAGUGGUCUGGAAUGAUGCAUCAGUGUUGUUCAAGUCGGGUUCUGCAGCUCGGAGUCCUUUGGUUCGCAAGUAUCUUGUGAAGUUAACUCAGAGGAUUGGGCUUACUUGUCUCCCUCGUCGUACACCAUCUUGGCGAUAUGUGAGCAAAACCAGCACACUUGGAGGGAAUAUAUCUUCAAAUGCAUCCAGUGAAACAGAUCAUUGUAAUCAUAGUGUGGUUGGCAACACUAAAUCUGAACAAUAUUCAAAUUGCCCUGAAGAUGAAGGCAUGGAUAUUCCUGAAAUUCUGGAGGAGAUAAUUGAAAUUUUACUUUCUGGAUUGAGGGACACGGACACUGUUGUGCGCUGGUCUGCCGCAAAAGGAAUGGGCCGCAUAACUGCAUGUUUGACAUCUGCCCUUUCAGAAGAGGUCUUGUCGUCUGUGUUGGAGCUGUUCUCCCCAGGGGAGGGAGAUGGUUCAUGGCAUGGGGGUUGCUUAGCAUUGGCUGAACUAGCUCGUAGAGGAUUGCUCUUACCUGGCAGUCUUCCCAAAGUUGUUCCCGUUGUUGUGAAGGCCCUACAUUACGAUAUUCGAAGAGGUUCACAUAGUGUUGGAUCUCAUGUACGUGAUGCUGCUGCUUAUGUUUGUUGGGCGUUUGGACGUGCAUAUUAUCACACAGAUAUGAGAAACAUACUGGAACAGCUUGCUCCAGACUUAUUAACUGUUGCCUGCUAUGACCGUGAGGUUAACUGUAGAAGAGCAGCAGCUGCUGCUUUUCAGGAGAAUGUUGGAAGGCAAGGAAAUUAUCCACAUGGCAUUGACAUAGUGAAUACUGCGGAUUAUUUUUCACUAUCUUCACGAGUAAAUUCUUACCUUCAUGUCGCAGUGUCUAUUGCCCAGUAUGAGGGUUAUCUUUAUCCAUUUGUGGAUGAACUACUGUACAACAAAAUUUGUCACUGGGAUAAAGCCUUGAGAGAACUUGCGGCCGAGGCACUUUCUGCUCUUGUCAAAUAUGAACCUGAAUAUUUUGCGAACUUUGUUGUGGAGAAAUUAAUUCCCUGUACUCUCUCUACUGAUUUAUGCACGCGCCAUGGUGCAACCUUAGCAGCUGGGGAAGUUGUUUUGGCUUUACAUCAAUGUGAUUAUGCUCUUUCCACAGACAAACAGAAACUCAUAGCUGGUAUCGUUCCUGGUAUUGAGAAAGCCCGUCUCUAUCGUGGGAAGGGUGGAGAGAUAAUGCGUUCAGCUGUCUCCCGGUUCAUUGAGUGUAUCUCUUUAUCUCAUGUGUCAUUACCAGAGAAAACAAAGCGAAGUUUGCUUGUCACUAUUAAUGAGAAUUUGAGACAUCCUAAUUCACAGAUACAGACUGCAGCGGAUAAAGCUCUGAAGCAUUUUGUGCAAGCAUAUUUUGUGGCUACUGAUAAUGGAGUUUCAGGUGGCAUAACAUCUAAGUACCUGGAACAGCUGACUGAUCCAAAUGUGGCUGUAAGAAGAGGAUCCGCAUUGGCGAUAGGUGUUUUGCCAUAUGGUUUUUUGGCUAAUAGGUGGAGGGAUGUGCUUUUAAAGCUUUGCAGCUGUUGUGCGAUCGAGGAGAAUCCUGAAGACAGAGAUGCUGAAGCACGUGUAAAUGCCGUUAAAGGACUUGUAUCAGUGUGUGAGACACUAACUCAGGCAAGAGAAGAUUCCUGUAUCGAGGAUGAUAUAUCUCUAUUUCAUCUAAUAAAAAAUGAUGUGAUGACUAGUUUGUUUAAAGCUCUUGAUGACUACUCUGUGGAUAAUAGAGGUGAUGUGGGAUCUUGGGUUCGUGAGGCUGCUAUGGAUGGCCUUGAGAAAUGUACAUAUAUUCUCUGUAAGAGAGAUUCCAUUAGUGUCACUAGAAAAUCUCAAGGAGCUGAAUCUCUGUCAGAAGUUCCUAAUAAUGCCAUGGCCCAAUUUAGUGAGAGGAACUCAUUUUUUGAUGCAAAUCUGGCUACCAGUUUAGUUGGAGGGAUUGUGAAGCAAGCUGUAGAGAAGAUGGAUAAACUCAGAGAAGUGGCUGCAAAGGUUUUACAAAGGAUUUUGUACAACAAUAUGAUUUUUGUCCCAUUUAUACCUUACAGGGAAAAGCUAGAAGAAAUUGUGCCUAAUAAAACAGAUUUGAAGUGGGGGGUGCCCUCCUUUUCAUAUCCACGUUUUGUACAGUUACUUCAGUUCAGUUGCUAUAGUAGGAUUGUGGUAUCUGGAUUAGUUAUUUCAAUUGGUGGGUUGCAAGAUUCUCUGAGGAAGGUAUCAAUUUCAGCAUUGUUGGAGUACCUUCAAGUGGAUGAAUCUGAAGAGCUCAGUAGAAGAAGCUCCAGAGAGUACAUGCUAUCAACUGACAUCCUUUGGGUUCUGCAACAAUACAAGAGAUGUGACCGAGUGAUUGUUCCAACUUUAAAGACAGUUGAGUCUCUUUUCAGCAAGAAGAUAUUCUUGAAUAUGGAGGCUCAUACUCCAAUAUUUUGUGCUCGUGUUUUGGACUCCCUGGCGGUUGAACUAAAAGGGUCCAAGGACUUCUCUAAAUUGUAUGCAGGGAUUGCAGUACUUGGAUAUAUUGCUUCAGUUUCAGAUCCAAUCAACACUCAGGCCUUCUCUCAACUUCUUAGUUUUCUUGGCCAUCGUUACCCUAAGAUUCGUAAAGCUUCAGCUGAACAAGUUUACCUUGUCCUCUUGCAAAAUGGAAGUCUUCUACCAGAGGAUAAGCUAGAGAAAGCAUUAGAAAUUAUCGCUGAAACUUGCUGGGAAGGUGACCUAGAAGCAAUAAAGCCACAAAGGUUAGAAUUGUAUGAUUUGGCUGGUCUGGACGUGGGAACACUCAACAGUAGUAACAAAGUAUCAAACAAGGAUGGCAAGAAAAAGCCUGCAGCUGUUGAUGAAAAUGCAUCAUAUUCCUCAUUGGUUGGGUCAACUGGGUUCUGAUAUCUAAAAUUAUUAAUAUGGUGGUGUUUCUUCCAUUUUGAAGGUUUCGUUGAGCUCUUGGAGUUGAUUAGUAGUUGUUUGUUUCGACUUUCGAGAAUGAAUUUUGAGAGUUUGUAUCUGCAGUUUUGUUUAUCAUUGUGUUAGCGUACCUAUUACUUGCUUUUUAAUUUUUUAUGAUCUGAUCUUAAUGCUUCUUAAACUUGAGCAACAACUAGCCCAGAUCGCCUUGUAAGUGAGCCAUUACAAGGACAUAAAUUCAAACCAUUCUGAAAAAGUUACAU
This is a messenger RNA of Pistacia vera, 4118 nucleotides long. RefSeq names its product tubulin-folding cofactor D. The transcript has 18 exons. Gene Ontology annotation, biological process: tubulin complex assembly; microtubule cytoskeleton organization; post-chaperonin tubulin folding pathway. Lineage: Eukaryota; Viridiplantae; Streptophyta; Magnoliopsida; Sapindales; Anacardiaceae. The coding region runs from base 67 to 3837 and encodes 1256 amino acids. The record is from RefSeq and is a predicted model, not a curated record. Gene Ontology annotation, molecular function: beta-tubulin binding; GTPase activator activity.